Cygnus atratus (black swan) is the source of this 1808-nucleotide messenger RNA. It is a transcript of the gene TAF9B, whose product is annotated as TATA-box binding protein associated factor 9b. The transcript has 7 exons. Gene Ontology annotation, molecular function: RNA polymerase II general transcription initiation factor activity; transcription coactivator activity; protein heterodimerization activity. Lineage: Eukaryota; Metazoa; Chordata; Aves; Anseriformes; Anatidae. Gene Ontology annotation, biological process: DNA-templated transcription initiation; RNA polymerase II preinitiation complex assembly. Gene Ontology annotation, cellular component: SAGA complex; transcription factor TFIID complex. The coding region runs from base 38 to 805 and encodes 255 amino acids. The record is from RefSeq and is a predicted model, not a curated record.
GGCCGGAAGCGGGCGGCGGGCGGGGGCGGUGGAAGCGAUGGAGCCGGCCAAGAUGGCGUCUCCCAAGAGCGCGCCCAAAGACGCGCAGGUGAUGGCGCAGAUCCUGAAGGACAUGGGCAUCACGGAGUACGAGCCGCGCGUCAUCAACCAGAUGCUGGAGUUCGCGUACCGCUACGUGACCACCAUCCUGGAGGACGCCAAGGUGUACUCGAGCCACGCCAAGAAGCCGAGCGUGGACGCCGAGGACGUGCGGCUGGCCAUCCAGUGCCGCACCGACCAGUCCUUCACCUCGCCGCCGCCCCGCGAUUUCCUCCUAGACAUCGCCAGGCAGAAGAACCAGACGCCGCUGCCGCUGAUAAAGCCGUACUCCGGGCCCAGGCUGCCGCCAGACAGAUACUGCCUGACAGCGCCCAACUACAGGCUUAAGUCCCUGCAGAAGAAGGUGUCUUCCUCUGCAGGAAGAAUAACAGUCCCUCGCCUGAGCGUCGGUGCUGUGAGCAGCAGGCCUAGCACCCCUACUUUAGGUACACCUUCAGCACAGACAGUAUCUGUUUCUACAAAAGUCGGCACCCCAGUGUCGCUGACUGGGCAGAGGUUCACCGUGCAGAUCCCGUCUUCGCAGACAACGGUCAAAGCAGCCACACCAACUACACCGACAGUUCAGAAUGUCCUAAUUAAUCCUUCAUUAAUUGGACCAAAGAACAUUCUUAUUACUACAAACAUGGUAUCAUCGCAGAAUACAUCUAAUGAAACAAAUACCCUGAAGAGGAAGCAUGAAGAUGAUGAUGACUAUGAUAAUUUGUGAAGAGACUGUCCCGUCCCCUCCUGUUCUUCAGUGAUUCAUAUUGAGUCUGAUAGGGUUUAUUUCGGAGCGUGUUGUAAAGUGUGUGAUAGCUUGUAAAUAAUCUGGUAGUAUGCAGUUGGGUAUAGCAUGCACGAGGGAGAGAGAGAUCAUCGUCCUGUGGAAAGACUAAAAAGCAAGUAAUCUUUUCUUCUGGUCUUUAAUGGCUUUUGAACCUCAACAGCAGGGCUGAGCACUGGUCGCUGUUAGACGGGCGUGCAGUCCUCACCUCUCUUCUGUUGCCUUACUUCGAACAGAAGAGUCCGUGGUUCUGCAGACUGGCGAGGCAGUUGCUUGUAGUACUCUUCUGUGCCAAAUAAAACUAAUCUUUAGGAAACACUAGGUAGUGUAGAAUGUGACAUAGAUGCUAAAUUUCAAGUAAAAAAAAUAAAAGUUCCGUGCCAGGAGGGAAGCAUCUAGGGCUACUUUCUUUUUUUCCCCUAAAACACACUUACAGCUUCUGGCUUUUAGUUGUAUGCAUUAUUCUCCACGUGCAGUUGUCGAUGGUCUCUUAACAAUAGAAAUACAGAUGGAGAAGUAAGGAGGAUUUGUCUGGAGAAUACUUAGCCUGAUCACCUGUAUUCAUUAAUACAUGAAAGCUGUUGGCCUUAACACCUACUAAAAUACCCAGAACCCUACCUGAAGUUAGUGGAAGAGGUAAAAGCCCACCCCAACUUUUUUUUUUAUUUAUUUCCAAAGAGUUUUCUCUCUGUCAGAUGUCAUUUGGUUAAGCUUCCAUUUUUACAUGUGAAUUGAGUAAACUCACUGUCAUCGUGGCAUGAAGGGGGAUCCGGUGAAGGGCAAAUUGUUCUGAACUUGACUUCAGGUGUCUGAUUUGGUGCUUCAGGUACUUGAAGAUGCUUCUGUUGUGCAUUGAGAUCCCAGGUAUGCUGUGCUAAACAAAAAAUGAAGAACAAAUUUAAUUGUUUUUAUAUAUAUUAAAUAAUAAAGUGGUGUGCUUUUGUAA